Molecule: messenger RNA, 1227 nt
Organism: Biomphalaria glabrata
Lineage: Eukaryota; Metazoa; Mollusca; Gastropoda; Planorbidae
Product: tuftelin-interacting protein 11-like
Exons: 8
Coding region: 1-1227 (408 amino acids)
Biological process (GO): spliceosomal complex disassembly
Cellular component (GO): U2-type post-mRNA release spliceosomal complex
Molecular function (GO): nucleic acid binding
Source: RefSeq, a predicted model, not a curated record
AUGUCUUCACCUGAAGUUGAGCGCUUCGAAGUAACAGAUUAUGAUUAUUUUCAAAUAUUUGAUCCAACUGGUGCAAGUCAGAGAAGACAAACUAAAAAUCAAGCUACUUAUGGUCGAAUUAGGUUGGGCAUCACUGGUGUAGGUAUAUGGGCUGAUAAAGAAAGUGAUGACAGUGAUAAUGAAACAAAUGAAAGAACAAAGAAGAAAAAAUCUUUAGCUGGAGGAAUAAGCUUUAUAAGUGGAGGAUAUAAAGAAGAGCAAGAAAAUGAUUCUGCUGAAGAGACAAGCAAAAGUAAACAGAAAAAAAGUUCUGGUAAAGAAGGUCCAAGUCCUAUGCCACGAUAUGUUAGAGGACAUCAGAAAGAUUCGGAUAAAGAAUUCGGAGCUUGGGAAAAAUACACUAAAGGUAUAGGACAGAAACUAUUGAUGAAGUUUGGCUAUAAACCUGGAGAAGGUCUGGGCAAGUCUGGUCAGGGUAUAACAACUCCUGUAGAAGCAGUAAAGAGAAAAGGCAGAGGAGCUGUGGGCAUACACGGUAAAGAGAGGUCAGAGAGAUCGCUGCAAGAUUAUCCAGUGAAAGAUGAAGAGGAAGAAGAGAAAAAAGAAUUUCAGAAACAGUUAUCUCAGUGGAAGAAGCAGCCUGUAGAGGGUAAGAAACAGAAACCUAAGUAUGUUUAUAAAACUGCUCAAGAGGUUCUUGAAUCUGGAAGUAAACGUUCUAGCAAGCCAGCAGCCAUGGUGAAUCAGAAAGUUAAAAUAAUAGAUAUGACAGGACCGGAACAGAGAAUUUUGUCAGGAUACCAUGCCAUUGGGAAAAACCAUGACAAACCUGAUGAAGCUGAAGACUUGGUCAACCAGGAACCAGUGGUGAAACAAAGAGCUUUCAGUAUGCCCGAGUUGAUGCAUAAUCUUAACUUACUGGUAGAUAUGGCUGAAGAGGAUAUCAUUCAUAAUGACAGGAAGUUGCAGUAUGAGCGAGACCGCAUUGUCAACGUUCAGCAUGAAAAAGAGCGUCUGGAAAUGGUGGUGAAUCAAGAAGAAAAGCAGUUGCAGAGAUUACAAAUGGUCAUGAAUCUAGUUGUCAGCAAUUUCCGAAAUUCAGCUACUGAGCCAAAAACAGAAAUGCUUUACAAAAAUUCCAUUGCAACCAGCUUCAUUCAAAAUGUUCUCAUGAAAAGCUGGUUUCUCUUCAAUUGUGAAAAUUUAGCAAGAAUCUUUGAUUGGUAA